Molecule: messenger RNA, 9507 nt
Organism: Mustela lutreola (European mink)
Lineage: Eukaryota; Metazoa; Chordata; Mammalia; Carnivora; Mustelidae
Gene: SOX6
Product: SRY-box transcription factor 6
Exons: 18
Coding region: 487-2976 (829 amino acids)
Biological process (GO): cell fate commitment; regulation of transcription by RNA polymerase II; central nervous system development
Cellular component (GO): nucleus
Molecular function (GO): DNA-binding transcription factor activity, RNA polymerase II-specific; RNA polymerase II cis-regulatory region sequence-specific DNA binding
Source: RefSeq, a predicted model, not a curated record
GAAGAAAGAAGAUAAAGAGAGAGAAUAAAAGAGAAAAGCAGGCGACCAGCCUACCCGGGGAGAGUCCUAGUCACACCAAGACUAGGGGGAGGGCUGUUUUAAUUGUGGGUUUGGCCGACUGACGACUGGAGUGCCCUCCGCGGCUGUCUUAGUUGUAGCCGGAGGUCAUGUAAAUCGACCUUAAAAGAAUGCAUAAGCCAUAAAUUAAAAUAAACCCUCACCCAAGGGCUGAUCCAUAAGUAGACAAUAUCCAACCUGGACAAAACGAACUUUCCUUUACAAGCCGACUUAAACCGCAUCCCCCCAAAGAAUAGAGACUAAAUGCAAAGUCACUUUCAUGAAUUCAAAGGCAAUUUACCAGUGAUUUCUGGGUGCUGGGGCUGAUUUUUUAUCCAUAUUUACAUUCUAUAUCUUCUGAUGAGGAAAGAAAAAUGCUUCAAGAAGAACUUUGUGACCCCUCAUCACUUUGUAUAAGAGCCCAGAAGAAUGUCUUCCAAGCAAGCCACCUCUCCAUUUGCCUGUGCAGCUGAUGGAGAGGAAACAAUGACCCAAGAUUUGACCUCAAGGGAAAAGGAAGAGGGCGGUGAUCAGCAUGUGGCCUCCCAUCUGCCUCUGCACCCCAUAAUGCACAACAAACCUCACUCUGAGGAGCUCCCAACACUUGUCAAUACUAUUCAACAGGAUGCUGACUGGGACAGCGUUCUGUCGUCUCAGCAAAGAAUGGAGUCAGAGAAUAAUAAGUUAUGUUCCCUGUAUUCCUUCCGAAAUACCUCUACCUCACCACAUAAGCCUGACGAAGGGAGUCGGGACCGCGAGAUAAUGACCAGUGUUACUUUUGGAACCCCAGAACGCCGCAAAGGGAGCCUUGCCGAUGUGGUGGACACACUGAAACAGAAGAAGCUUGAGGAAAUGACUCGGACAGAACAAGAGGAUUCCUCCUGCAUGGAAAAACUACUUUCAAAAGAUUGGAAGGAAAAAAUGGAAAGACUAAAUACCAGUGAACUUCUUGGAGAAAUUAAAGGUACACCUGAGAGCCUGGCAGAAAAAGAACGGCAGCUCUCUACUAUGAUUACCCAGCUGAUCAGUUUACGGGAGCAGCUCCUGGCAGCGCAUGAUGAGCAGAAGAAACUGGCAGCCUCACAAAUUGAGAAACAACGGCAGCAAAUGGACCUUGCUCGCCAACAGCAAGAACAGAUUGCAAGACAACAGCAGCAACUUCUGCAGCAGCAGCACAAAAUUAAUCUCCUGCAGCAACAGAUCCAGCAGGUUCAGGGUCACAUGCCUCCGCUCAUGAUCCCAAUUUUUCCACAUGACCAGCGGACCCUGGCAGCAGCCGCUGCCGCCCAGCAGGGCUUCCUCUUCCCCCCUGGAAUAACAUACAAACCAGGUGAUAACUACCCUGUACAGUUCAUUUCAUCAACAAUGGCAGCUGCUGCUACUUCUGGACUCAGCCCUUUACAGCUCCAGAAGGGUCAUGUCUCCCACCCACAAAUUAACCCAAGGCUAAAGGGCCUAAGUGACCGUUUUGGCAGGAAUUUGGACACCUUUGAACAUGGUGGUGGCCACUCUUACAACCACAAACAGAUUGAGCAGCUCUAUGCAGCUCAGCUGGCCAGCAUGCAGGUGUCACCUGGAACAAAGAUGCCAUCGGCUCCACAGCCACCAAACACAGCAGGGGCAGUCUCACCUACCGGGAUAAAAAAUGAAAAGAGAGGGACCAGCCCUGUAACUCAAGUUAAGGAUGAAGCAGCAGCACAGCCGCUAAAUCUCUCUUCCCGACCCAAGACAGCGGAGCCUGUGAAGUCCCCAACAUCUCCCACCCAGAGCCUCUUCCCAGCCAGCAAAACCAGCCCCGUUAAUCUGCCUAACAAAAGCAGCAUCCCCAGCCCCAUUGGAGGAAGCUUGGGAAGAGGAUCCUCUUUAGAUAUCCUGUCCAGUCUCAACUCCCCUGCCCUGUUUGGAGAUCAGGACACAGUGAUGAAAGCCAUUCAGGAGGCUCGGAAGAUGCGAGAGCAGAUCCAGCGGGAGCAACAGCAGCAACAGCCGCAUGGUGUUGAUGGGAAAUUGUCCUCCAUGAAUAAUAUGGGGCUGAACAACUGCAGGAAUGAAAAGGAAAGAACACGCUUUGAGAAUCUGGGGCCCCAGUUAACAGGAAAGUCGAGUGAAGAUGGGAAGCUGGGCCCAGGUGUCAUCGAUCUUACGCGGCCGGAAGAUGCAGAGGGAAGCAAAGCAAUGAAUGGCUCUGCAGCUAAACUACAGCAGUAUUAUUGUUGGCCAACAGGAGGCGCCACUGUGGCUGAAGCACGAGUCUACAGGGAUGCCCGCAGCAGGGCCAGCAGCGAGCCACACAUCAAGAGACCAAUGAAUGCUUUCAUGGUUUGGGCGAAGGAUGAGAGGAGGAAAAUCCUUCAGGCCUUCCCCGACAUGCAUAACUCCAACAUUAGCAAAAUCUUAGGGUCUCGCUGGAAAUCCAUGUCCAACCAAGAGAAGCAACCUUAUUAUGAAGAGCAGGCCCGGCUAAGCAAGAUCCACUUAGAGAAGUACCCGAACUAUAAAUACAAACCUCGACCGAAACGCACCUGCAUUGUUGAUGGCAAAAAGCUCCGAAUCGGGGAGUACAAGCAGCUGAUGAGGUCUCGGAGGCAGGAGAUGAGGCAGUUCUUUACCGUGGGGCAGCAGCCUCAGAUUCCAAUCACCACAGGAACAGGCGUUGUGUAUCCUGGUGCUAUCACUAUGGCAACAACCACACCGUCACCUCAGAUGACAUCUGACUGCUCCAGCACCUCGGCCAGCCCAGAGCCCAGCCUCCCUGUCAUCCAGAGCACUUAUGGUAUGAAGACAGACGGCGGGAGCCUCGCUGGAAAUGAAAUGAUUAAUGGAGAAGAUGAAAUGGAAAUGUAUGACGACUAUGAAGAUGAUCCCAAAUCAGACUAUAGCAGUGAAAAUGAAGCCCCUGAAGCUGUCAGUGCCAACUGAGGAGUGUUUGUUUGCUGAAUUAAAAUACUUUGACAUUUCACCUUCCCUCCCCCAACAAAAAGUUCUUAAAGAGCCCGCAUGCAUUUGUGGCUCCACAAUGACAUCAGCAGAAUGGUCUUAAUUGUUUCGUAAAGUGUGAGACAGAUUCAGUUUUCCCGGAUUUUUCAUGAACUUGAGUUUUUGUCGUUAUUGUUAUUGUUGUUGUUGUUGUUUUUUUAAUUUAGGUGAAGACAUAUUAAAUAUGAGACACCAGGACUUGAAAACUUAUCUCAACCCAUAGCUGUCUUACAAGUCUUAUAUUUUUGUCUUACUUUUUUUUUUUCCUUUUGGAUGUUGAUAAAGGUUUAAGUUACUGUUUUAGAUGGGGUUAAACAUUCUCACUCAGGUAUGCUGUGCCGGCCUACAGGUUGUGAAUGUGUUUUUAUUCUGAAUUAUUGGAGAGAACAACUGAGGAUUUCAUAUUGUGAAACAGUAAAAGUCCACAGCGUGUGCAGCUGCAUGUAGAGCAUAUUCAAAAGGCCUCGGAAUUCCAUUUUUCCACGUGUAGAGUUAAACUCUGAAUGUGCCAAACUUUUCUCAGAACUUUUGAAUCUUCAUAUUUUGGAAGUCUUAAAGGAGACACUGCGAAGUCUUAGACAAUCUUUGGCAUCUUAAAAUAAAUUAGCAAACCACACAUUUUUUUUUUUCCAGAAAAUGGUAAAGUACUCAGGAAUCUGGAGACAAGAUAUUGUAAGGAACGAACAAGGUUGCCACAGUGCACGUACCCAAUCGUGUUUGCCUCUUGACGUGCCAUCAGUGCGUGAUGCGCCGCGACGAGCGCGCCCCAGAGCAUUCACCACACCAGAUACCCACACGGUGGUCUUCUCUCCCUGAGACCACCUCUCACUACAUCCAUUAUCCCUUCGCCUUUUAACCCUGACAUUCAGUCUUAACACAUUUUCUCUUAAAUAAUUUAUUCAUUCCAGAAUGUCAAGGGUCCACUUACUAUUUAUUUGAAAAAAAAUGUUGGUGGCAUUAAUUUAAUAAUUCUUGUUUUUCACCCUCCUUCCCUGAAGAUCUUUUCAGCCCCUUUCACCUCCUUCUCCUGCUACAUACAAAAGGUGUACAUAGUGAUUUUAUGUCCCCAGAGCAUCUGGAAACAUUUCUGAAACAAUAUUCUGUUAAAUACUUAUAUUGUUUUCAAACAUAAGUGUCUAUCUGGCUGGAGGGCUGUGUAUUUGGAUACAGGUGUAGAGUCUUACACUUCAACAGGUCUGCCCCUGAGGUUCUCUGGGACCUCAAGUCUUUCGCCAGACUUCCCCUCUAAUACAGUCUAGCAACAGUGGUAGGAUCUGCAUCAGCGGCAUUUCCCCUAAAUGCCCUUCGGCAGCAAGGGGCAGCAGUGGUGACUGCCAGGCAGGAGGGUCCACAGCCAAGACGAAAGCCCAAGGUUGUGGGCCACAGAGGAGGCCACAGCGAUGCUGUCAUGGGCUGGCAUCUAUCUCCACACUGAGCUGCCUUAGCCCUUCUGGCGCGCCUAGGGAGUUUUAGUUUUUGUUUCUCUUGUUUUUGUUUUGUUUUGUUUUUGCAAAAUCCCCAGGAUGCAGGAAGCCACAUGACCGCCUCAAGGCAAAGAUAGAGGCGAAUAGUCAUGAUACAUCCAGAGAAUGAAAGAAAACCGUAGGGAAGGAGAAGGAUGGGAGAUACAUUCCCUGUAGGGGAUGUUCCUACUGUUAACUCUGGGGAACGGAUGACUCCUGGGGCAGCAGGUGAGCUCCUCUGGCUCCCUCCCUCCAUCGGUGGCCACAUGGGUUGGGGGGCAGGGCAUGCCUCCCUGUGAACACGAUUAACAGCACUGGACACAGGAGGAUUUCUCUGGAGAUGUGCUGAUGGGCAGGGAGGCAGUGAGGUUUCAUUCCCCUCUCCUACCACUGGAAGCUCAGCUAUGCCAUUUUGACCUUCCUGAAACCAGGACUGACUGCCUAUGGUGGGGGAGGGAGCCUCUCCGGGAGUGGUUCAAUGGGAAAAUGUCAGUUAAUGGGACAGUUCACCUCAUGGGACAACCCAGAAUCUGAUCACCAGGACAUAGGAACGGCCCCAUCAGAUUUCUUGAGCCAUUUUGUCACUUGGAAGAAAAUAGUGUACCUUCAUAUUUAUUUAAGGAGUGCUCAAGGCCACACCUAAUAGCAAUAAAUAGGUCUAGCCAAGAUGUUACUGGCUGUGUCAUUAGCUGCGAGUGCUCUCCAUAAGCUGAUUAAGGUACUGAUAGGAAUGUUUUGUUUGUAGUAUUGGUUGGGGAUUGGAACUUUGUUUUUGUACAUUUAUUUUAAAUGAGGAGGAGGCCAUUUUUUUCCUCAAAAAUGAAUAUUUAUUAUUGUCUUACUGAUUUUUUUUUUGAUUAUAUACCUCUCCUCCUCACUUCAUACUCGUGUUUUUUUUCUCUUUCUCUUUGACUCAGCUUUUGCUCUCUCCUCCUUUUUUUAUUUUGCCGCAUAGGUAGAGUGCUAUAUGGCUAGCAUUGUAUUGUAUGUAAUUAAUUUUGCACAAAGGCAAACAUUUAGAACAGUAGGUUAAUUUUGUUUGUUUUUAUGACCAUGCCAAAAUAAUAUUCUGGGCUGGUGGAGAACAAAGGACUGUUCUUUAGGACUGAAACUUGAUUUUGCUUAUAGUUAAAAAAAAAAAAAAAGAAAAGAAAAGAAAAAAAACAAAAAACACACACACUCACAGAUGUUGUUUCGUAAGUGUUAUAAGCACUGGAUAUAAAUGGUAUUUUUUAUCACUUCUGACUAAUGUGAAACUGUUGUACGAAAACGACAUGAACAAAAGUCAUCUGUUUCGACUCGUGUGGGCUUGCCUCACAGUUGCCGGAUUUGAGUCAUUUUUAUGUCUUGUUAUUUCAUUUAUUUAUGCAAAAUACAUGUGUGUAUGAACACUUUGUUUUAGCUCCAGCUCUGCCUCGGUACUGGGGUGCAGUUACUCCUAGCCAUGUUCUUAAAAGUGUAAGGCUAUUCAGGAAUGAUCUGAUUGUAAACGUCUCUUUCAUUGGGUCAAACAGUGAUGCUGUAUUUGAAUCUAAAUUCUGCGCGUAAGCAGUUUAUUUAUUAGCCAAGUGUGGCUCUAAAUAUCCACGGAAAUUAAGAAUGACAAUCAUAGGGAUCACCUCAUUUUCCUUUCAGUGGGGCUUAAACAAAGUUCUUAUGACUUUACCAUCUCAUUUUAGAUUUUUCUAAUUGUGUAAAUAUAACAUAGAAAUAGAAUUUAUUUUUGGUUCAUGAGUACUUAGUGAGAUAUAAGUUAUGUAUUUCCUUUUCGUUCUCUAUCCAUAUAUGUUGGUCCAGACUAGAAGUUGACAAGUCACUGUACCUCAUGGGAAUAGUGAAUUAGCAGCCGCAGUGAGAGAGCAGUGUUCCACCUGUCGCUGGGGCAGUCAAACCCUUCUCCCGGGUUCCCGUGCAGUUUGGAACCCACUGUCCACAGACUCAGAAUUUUACUUACUUGUUUAUUCUAGAAACUCGAAGAAUUGAGCAUCCUAAAUUUCCAGUACAGCUUGGGGGAGAGUCAAUUUGCUUUUGUUAGUCUGCCUAAAUCUUAUAACGGAGUUCUGUGACCAUUUAAUAGCAAGAAGCGUGAAUGCCAUUCUACAGGCAAGCAUCUGCCUCUGAGAUUGACCGUUAAUAAAAGUCCUGCCAUGCCAAUUAGAUUAAAGAGUGCUCAUCAACUGUUUCCUGGGCCUCCUAUUUCACAGUAUCUUCAAAUCAAAAACAGAUCAUCUCCAUAUUGCUAAAAAAAAAAUUUACAGGAUCAGGAUUUUUCCUUGUCACUUAGAAUAGGGACACUGGCCCACGAUCCUCUCCUAAAAAAUGGACCAUAUGGGGGAGGAAGGAAGGAAGGAAAGAAAAGAAGGAAGGGAAGAAAAGAAAGAAAGGAAGAAAAGAAGGAAGACGAAGGAAGGAAGGAGGGGAGGAAAGGAAAGAACAGGAGAAAGAAAAGGUCAGUCCGUGCACAGGAGCAGCCAGGCAGGCGGUCUCUCCAUCUCUUUGGCAGAGGCAAUGCAGCACCUUUUCCAGGAAGGUGGGAACAUCUGUCAUUCUCACGCGUAGACAGCCCGAUCUUUUAGGAGGACACCAGUUUGCUUCACUUGGUAUUUGAUACUCCCCAGCCUUGUCCUCCGGCCUGAUUCGAUAUGCCAGGGUCCUGACUCAGUCUCCCGGGCCAAGUUCUAAAUUCAGGUGUGGGCUCACAGCGCUGUCGAGCUUGUCAAAUUCUGGCCUCCCCUGAACAUUAGCCCCACUGGAGCCUGGGGUGUUUGAAAAGGGUGUGAUCGCUCUAGGGCUGAAAUUAAAGGCUUCUUUCUUUUCCUUACGAAGCUGGGCUGCUGCUUUGGCACACACCCUCCCGAGCCAGGAGCACAGGCACUAGCUGAAAGCCGGGAUUGUUCCGAGGAAGCUCAGCUACCCCCAGUAGGAAGGCAGCCUAGUCACUUGCACACCACAGGCAGAGGCUGCUUCUCUUAAUAUACUCAUUUUGCAAAGAGCUGACCUCUACCUACUCAUUAGGGAAAGGAAAAAAGAAUCACUUAGUAGUUUUAAACCAUAUGAGAAGUCCUGUACCAAGUGCCAACAACUACAAAGAAUGCAGCUAGAGGAAUGUAUUGAAAUUAUUCUUGGGUCUUCCUUUAUAAUGAGAAAAUGACAAGAAUGGUUGCUGUAGCCUUGCCUGAUUUUGUGCACGUUUUGUCUAAGGACUGAGUUGGCACUUAAGCUCGCUUCUCAACGUAUAAUAAUAUUGUAUGACCUCAUUUGUCCUCUUACAGAAGCACUUGCAUCAUUUCCGUAAGUCAUCUGCCCCCUGACAUGUUUUCUUCCUUAAAUAAACAACUUCUAUCUAUUAUUCCUGCCGAUUAUGUCCUGUUUCUGAUGCUAUGUACUGUUGAGCGUAACCCUCUGCUAGGAUCAUUGAAGAUAUUGAUAUGCAAACACAUUUCCUUCUCACCCUCACCCCAUCUUUCCUUCUGGGGACAGACUGCUUGCCAAAAGCUCACGAACAAGUAUUUGGAAUGCUGGUACCUUUGGGGCAGGGCUAGAGGGUGGGGGUGGGGGGGAAGGGGAGCAGAAAGGUAAUGUUUAGCGCAGAUACUCUUCCAGCUGGUGUCCGUGGCUAUAGGAACGCUUGACGGCAACUCGGUGACCUGUCUUGCUCAGUAGUUUCUUGUUCCUGAAGAACCACAAGCAUAAGGUGAGGCCUCAGUGCUGGUGCUCUUGGAGUAUGGGGAAUGUGCAAAUAUUUAACUGUUUUGUAUGCUGCACAUUGCAGAUCUGCUCAUGUGCAUUCUCCGUUUGUCUUCCUUUGUCAUACGUGUUUUUGCUUUUUUGAAAGUGCAGUCUUUAUGGUACCCUUCUCCGGCUUGUAGCAAAUUAGAAUGCUUAGCAUUUAUGUUCAUUCAUUUAUUGUAUUUGCCAUGUAAAAUUUUUAUUACCUUAGACAAGCUUAUAAGCUGUUACUACAUAACUUAUCUUACUGUAACUCUUUUAUUUCCCAACCUUGUAAUUUGUUUGUGAUGUAUAUUGUGAGAUUGUAUUCUAUGUUAAUUUAAUCAGCACAAUUCACUGACAUGCUGGACUGACAUGCUGGCUGCUGUUUCAAAGUGUAAAGUUCGUGUAGGCUGUUGGGACAACUGCAGCUUGUUGUCAAGGUACUGUGCUUUGGGUCCUCUAGCAACACUGUGGGUGUGGCCCCUUAGGAUGCUAAGGGCAUUCGCUAUACCCUCGAGCAAAUUUAACUGCAGAUUUUCUUUGUAGAAAUUCUAUGUAUAACGCAGGUACCUACUUGGCCCAUGGCUGGUAACUAUUUGGGCAAUUAGAAAAAAAAACACAAAAACCAUAAAAACUAGUGUCUAUUGCUGCUUUGAAUAUGUUUGAAAGUCUGAAAAUGUAAAUAAUUUAUCAAAAAAAAAAUCUUGUACAGUCCAGUGUAAAGUUUUUAAAUUACCUUAAGGGUUGCCAUCACAUGUCUCUUACACUCUCCUCUUGAUAAUGGAAAAAAAAAGUUUGCUAAGGAUUAAAGAAAUGGGAAAAGAAAAAAAAAGAAUCUCUUCAAAUUUAAAGGAAUGAAUCAUUGUUCUUAGCUUUGUUGCAUACACACAUUUCUUGGAUUUCGUUGUGCAGUAUUGACGUGAGAUAAACUCGACCUUGAAUAAUCUUUCAGUGGUACUUUUCAAAGUCUUCCCCUCCUCUGCCUCAUAAUUAAGGGAAAAGACAACAUUGAAAGACACACUGUCCUUAUCUAUCCUGGUGUAUGUUGGCACCUUAGCUACUUUUUUUUUUUUUUUCUUUUUGCACAAGGUGCUUUCCUGAUAUGUUAAACAUGCCAUCUUUGGGUGAUAAUGUAUAUGCCAUGAAGGGGCCUCGGCCCCUCAGGGGAGUGUCUAUAAGAACUGCCUAUUUAUGCUCAUUUACCUCAAGACUGUCCUCUCUACCCUUAAUCUAGUCGUCAUACUCCAUCUUUUGUACUGCUGUUGACACUUACAAAUUAAAGAUAAAUUUUGUUUUAUGA